Molecule: messenger RNA, 567 nt
Organism: Diospyros lotus (date-plum)
Lineage: Eukaryota; Viridiplantae; Streptophyta; Magnoliopsida; Ericales; Ebenaceae
Product: probable aldo-keto reductase 4
Exons: 4
Coding region: 1-567 (188 amino acids)
Cellular component (GO): cytoplasm
Source: RefSeq, a predicted model, not a curated record
AUGCAGAUGGGAGAACUCAAGAAACUGUUUGAGGAGGGAAAAAUAAAGUACGUUGGUCUAUAUGAGCCCUCUGCUGCAACAAUUAGGAGGGCACAUGCUGUUCAUCCAGUUACAGCGGGAGCUGGGCAUUGGGAUUGUCGCAUACAGGCCACUGGGAAGAGGAUUCUUUUCAGCCGGCCCCAAGAAGUGGAUAGUUUUGCAAGUGACGAUGCCCGGAAGCGGGUCAACCAAAUCGCAGCAAGGAAGGGCUGCACCCCAGGGCAGCUAGCCCUGGCAUGGGUUCUCCACCAGGGCGACGACGUGUGCCCCGUUCCUGGCACCACCAAGGUCAAGGACUUCAGCCUUAACGUCGAGGCUUUGUCAUUGAAGCUGACACCAGAAGAAAUGGUCGAGAUCGAAUCCAUUGCCACCGAAGACGCCGUGAAGGGUGACAGAUAUGGUGGCCUGGUCGCUACCUGGAAGAACUCGGACACUCCAACUUGGCCAUCGUGGAAAGCAGAACGAAAACCAUGCAUACAUACUGCGGACUCGUGCUCUUUGUGUUUCCCCGAGUUUAGAAGAGCUUAG